Galdieria sulphuraria is the source of this 2013-nucleotide messenger RNA. Its product is annotated as NEDD8-activating enzyme E1 regulatory subunit, putative. The transcript has 5 exons. Gene Ontology annotation, biological process: protein neddylation. The record is from RefSeq and is a predicted model, not a curated record. NCBI's taxonomy places the organism in Eukaryota, Rhodophyta, Bangiophyceae, Galdieriales, Galdieriaceae. The coding region runs from base 27 to 1610 and encodes 527 amino acids. Gene Ontology annotation, molecular function: NEDD8 activating enzyme activity.
AUGGAUUGGAAUUGUUGUGUUGGAUUAUGAUGGCUGAAAGAUAUGAUCGUCAAAUAAGGUUUUGGGGUGAACACGGCCAAGCAGCUCUAAAAGACUGCUCUAUUUACUUUUUAGUAGUCGAUGACAAGGAAACGAGUUGGAGAGACCUGGGAAGAAACUUUUUUGUCGAUGAAGAUGCAGUAUUCAAUCAUAGGUUUCGUGCAGAUACAACUCAACGUUUGUUACAAGAGCUGAACGAUGAAGUGGUGGGAUACAGUCAAACAGUUUCCAUAGAUCGUUUCUUAAAAGAAUAUUCAUCAGAAGAUAGAUUGCUUCCAAUAUUUGUUUGUUGCAGUCUUGACGAACAAAUUUUAUUGAAAACUUCCGAGUUUUGUUGGCGUCACCAAAUUCCUUUUGUAUAUGCAGUUUCUUAUGGACUAUUGGGUUUAGUAAGAAUAGCUAUUCCAGAACAUUGUGUAUGGGACGCAAGAGAAGAGAUGGUUGCCCAAGAGUUGCGAUUAUCGGAACCUUUUGAAGAACUCGAGCAAUAUUGUAAUAAUUUUCCUUUGGAGAGUUUGGAUGAUGCCAACCAUUCCCUCGUUCCUUAUGCAGUUAUUCUUGUUAAAGCCUUCAAAGCCUUUAUGGAUUCACAUCAAGGUCGUCGACCGGAAACUCGAGAAGAUCAGGAAGCUAUUCGUUUGUUGUUAAGGAGUUGGAUGAGAACCCCAACUGAAGAAAACUUUAUGGAAGCUUUGAAGCAUUGCCAUUUCAUUUGGAUGAAGUCUUUGGCAGAACCCAAUGAGUCUCUUCAGAGUAUUUUGAAGGACUAUAAAACUGAAAUGGAAGGCAUUCAGCUACAAGUGGAUAGAAAGGAUCGUAACUUGAAAUUUUGGAUUCUUGUUGCUGCUGUCAAACAUUUUGUUAUAGAAGACGGACAAGGAAAGUUACCUUUGAAAGGUUCAGUACCUGAUAUGAUAUCUGAUACAGAAUCCUUUAUUGGACUACAAAGAGUAUAUAAGAAACGAGCAGAAAAGGAACAUCGUAUCAUUUAUCAACGUGCUCAAUAUAUAUGCAAACAAGUUGGUUUAGAGGAAAACUUUCUCUCUCCUUUGGAAGUUUUCGAGUUUUGUCGAAAUAUUAGGUCUAUUGCGGUGAUGAGAUAUUGUUCUCUACAAGAUGAAUUUCAAAAUAAUACAGUUUUGAAAGAUGCCUUGAAGAGUUGUUUGGAUAGAAAUGAAGAAGACGCUUACUUUUAUAUUGCCUUUCGUGCUUGUCUACAAUUUCAUCAUCAACAGGGACAUUUUCCAGGGCAAGUAAUGAAUGGUAGUUUGAGUUCUAAGGAACCAUCUCUAUUGGAUUAUGAGCAAGAUUAUAUUCAACUUGCUCAUUUAGCUGAAAAGUGGUGUAAAAGUUGCGAUAUUGUAAAGAAUGAAAAACUGGAUGCAACCCUAAGAGAAAUGUGUCGCUAUGGAGGUUCAGAGUUGCAUAGUAUUGCAGCUUUGACUGGUGGAGUUGCUGCACAAGAAAUUGUCAAACUGGUGACCAAACAAUUUAGGCCACUUAGUGGUUGGUUUAUAUUCAAUGGUGCCCAAUCAACUUCAGCUACUGUUUCUUUGUGUACACAUAUAUAGAAAGAGGACUCCAUAAGGAAAGUCCCUUGAUUAUCCAAUGGUUUUAGUAAAAUGACAAAAUAUAUUUCUUUAUUGUACCAAAUAUAGGAUGAAGUUGAUGCCACAUAUUUACAAUGAAAUGGACAUUUCUUCAUAGAGUUUAGUUAUUAGCUCUAGGAAAACUGGGCUGAAAAGGAAGGACAUGUCAUCCUGAAAGAUUUCAUUUUGCUUUCUGAUUCUUAAAAAGAAUUCGCUAAACAAAGUAAGGAUAGCGAUAGGAUAUCUCUUUCACUUGUAGUACAUCGAACAUGUAGUCAAGCGCAUGAACCACAAAGAUAAACUUAGGUUCCUAUCUCUGGGGAUUGUAACUGACAUAUUUCUUUAUGGUCAUUUGACGAUAUAUAAGAAAUGUAGAGUUCUUAUA